CGAUUAAAGUAAAGGGCGAAAGGAUUUGUCAUCGUCUUAGUAAAAUAAAAUAAAUAUGUUUUCUAUUUAUUCGCGUUAAAAUUAGUGCGUGUUCCACUCAAUUAUUACCUUUCUAAGCUUGCCUUACGUUUAAUCAUCACCGGAAUACGUUUACAAUGCAAGACACAAGACCUGAGUUAUACGAAGAAGUUAAGCUCUAUCGCAAUGCCAGAGAGCGUGAAAAGCAUGAUAACAUGGCAGAAUUGUAUGCUGUAGUUAGUACACUUCAGCAUCUCGAGAAAGCAUAUAUGAGGGACUUGGUGCUGGCUCCAGAAUAUACUGCGGCGUGUAGCCGCCUGCUUGUGCAAUACAAGGUCGCGUUCAAGCAAGUGCAAGGCACGGAGUUCCCUAAUAUUGAGGCCUUCAUUACUAAGUUCAGAUUAGACUGCCCGGCUGCGCUGGAGCGGAUAAGAGAGAACAAACCCAACCUGAUCAAGGAUGACAAGGGCAACACCAACAAAUACAUUGCUGAGAUUGUUUCACUAUUCAUCACCCUGAUGGACAAGCUCCGUCUGGAGUUCCGUGCCAUGGACAUGAUCCAGCCCGAGCUCCGGGACUUGCGGGACACCAUGGACCGUCUCAUGAUGCUGCCCGAGGACUUUGAAGGGAAAUUGAAGGUCGAAGAAUGGCUGGACAAGCUAUCAGAGAUGUCGGCCUCCGACGAGCUGUCCGAGGCCCAGGGGAGACAGCUCAUCUUCGACCUGGAGACCUCCUACCAGGCCUUCAACAAGUUCCUGCAUAAGGACUGAAACUACCAUGUAUCCCACGGAGCUCAAAAGUGUUGUGUAUCUCAUACCCAUGUAGCUUCACUGUAUCUAUUACUUAUAAUUAUUAUACAUAUACACUGUUAUUAGGCAACAAUCGUGCAAUCAAAAAAUCCUUAUUUUAAAUAAUAAGUUUUUAAAUUACACUACAUAAUAUAAUACUUGUUUGCUAAAAGCAUUAGAAAAAGGGUAAACAAUCUUGACGUGUCUUCUUGUUGAAAAAUAAUUCACAGCGAAUAUGUAACAAAUAUAUAGCAUAUAUAAUACUAGCGACCCGCCCCGGCUACGCACGGGUAGUUCAACUAAUUUACACAAAACCUUUACAAAUUAUACAAAUAAACCUUCCUCUUGAAUCACUCUAUCUAUUAAAAAAAAUCCGUUGCGUAGUUUUAAAGAUCUAAGCAUACAUAGGGACAGACAUACAGGUCAGCGGAAAGCGACUUUGUUUUAUACUUUUAGUGAUGAUCAUUUACAUUUAACAAUAAGAAUAAGAAAAAAAAUAUUGCCACACAAAAAAAAAGAGAGAUUACAGGAGUAUAUUUACAAAUAACAUUAACAAUUGGCAUGCGCGACAAAAGGAAAGGGCUCAGCAUAUGCUGCGCCAGCCAUUUCAUUAAGAAUUGACCGCACAGCGCUGAUUAGCUGAGCUUGAUUUAUUUGGUUUCAUAAGUAUUAGUUACUAUUUUUUAUAUGCAUUUUUCAAUAAAACUACACGUCAAGAUUGUUCACCCUUUUUCUUGUGCUAAAAAACGUUUUAGAAUGUUUGAAGAUUUAAAGUGAAGUGUAUUAACAAAAUUACUAGUGCAUUCUCUGCCAUUUAACCCUUUAAAUGAAGUGUUUUAAAAAUAGCAAAAUAAAGACUUGGCUUAAAGGACUCGCAUCCAGGCCAUAAAUGUAAAAAAAAAAAAAAGUAGCCCAUGUCACCCAAGGACAAAUCAAAUGACAUCUCAGUCAUUCAUCAAAAUCUACUCAGUAGAAAACGUUAUACAAAGACUGCAACUCUUUCUAUCGUGUUAAAAAAAAACAAUCAACAAGAAAAAUGCUUCAAGUCUAAAUGUAAUUUUUUGGCAUAUGCAAAAUUUUAAGGAGUGCUCCUGAAGUGCUGUGUUAGACCACAGAAUAAAUAAUAUUACUACCGUACAGAAAGUUUGACAGUGGUUCAGGGUCGAAUCAUGAUGUCCCUUUCUAAUGUAUGGCACUAUCCCUUUCGGCUAUUUAGGGUUGUCAAAAUUCAGGUCAUUAUCUUAUCUGUGGUCGUGCACGCAAAGGGACGUCAAGUUGUGUCAACCCUAAUAAUUGCUCGGAGCAAUGCUGAGCCGGGGACUUCCGGUUCGAGCGCCAUCUUGAUAGUUAGCAUCGUGAUUAAUUACUUUGUUUUUUGCUUAUUAAUAUUGUUUAAAGUGUAAUAUCGAUAGCUUAUUAUACAGUAAACUAAUGUGGUAGUGUGCAGUGAAUGGAGAAUUAAUUUUGAAGCGCGUUUAACCACCAUCUUGGAGUCAACGGCCGGUAGUCCACGUGCUUCUUGUAAAGUCUAGCUAUCGAUUUACAAGAGCUAACAAAUCACCGUACACUGUCUUGUACAACCGUACAAUUUUUGUCGUUUGUAAACCUCUCAAUACCUUGAUACUGGCGAAAUAGUCCCACUGGGCUGAAGCCAUAAUUUUAAAAGAAGAAGAAGAAGAAGAAUGCUGAGCCGAACGGAGCCGAGUUUGCCCGAAGCUAGGAGUUUCGCACCCCUGGUUGGACACAAAUUUACAUUGUUUUAUUUUUUAAUUUAAACGUAAUUUGCCCUAAGCUAAUUGUUAAGCAUUUUAUCAUAUCGAUUAGUGAUUUAUGAAUGUAUACAGAUAUUAAAUACUUCAGUUAUGUAUUCAAAUACCUUAUACUAUAUCGACAAUACCAUGUGUUUAUAAGAUACUUAAGUCAUUUUUAAUUAAAAUUUGUAAAACU
Molecule: messenger RNA, 2753 nt
Organism: Cydia strobilella
Lineage: Eukaryota; Metazoa; Arthropoda; Insecta; Lepidoptera; Tortricidae
Gene: Vps28
Product: vacuolar protein sorting-associated protein 28 homolog
Exons: 7
Coding region: 156-788 (210 amino acids)
Biological process (GO): protein transport to vacuole involved in ubiquitin-dependent protein catabolic process via the multivesicular body sorting pathway
Cellular component (GO): ESCRT I complex
Molecular function (GO): protein-containing complex binding
Source: RefSeq, a predicted model, not a curated record